Molecule: messenger RNA, 1719 nt
Organism: Aureobasidium vineae
Lineage: Eukaryota; Fungi; Ascomycota; Dothideomycetes; Dothideales; Saccotheciaceae
Source: the annotation of a GenBank genome assembly
AUGACGAUAAAAGAAAAUGCCAACGGCGGUGACGAGUCAUAUGGGCCUGGUACCCAUGUUGAACAAGGUUUCCUACCAUUACCUGAAGAAUGUAGACGUCUUCUGCAUCUGUUUGCAGCGAGGACCCUUGGAUUCACCAAGGACAAGACUCUCCUCAAUGGAGUCAAAUUCGAAGGCGAUGAUCUGCCUUGCAUCCCAGGUCCGAUCAAGUCGCAGGCUGUGACCGCAGUUCUACACGCCAUGGUCGGUAUUGUUGGUCUUGAAAUCCUGCAACUACGCGGCGAUACAUCCAGCACUACCACUAACAUCGACACAAACCAUGCAGGGCUGUUCCCAGCUACUCCAGCUCUGGUCCACAUCGACGGUCAAACAGGCCCUGCUGUAAUCAAGAUGCCGACUGUUCCCCAAUGGGACAAGGACCGUCAAUCUGGUUCAUCAUUGGUCUUUCGUUCUACGGCUAUCUACGAAACAGCCGACAAGGGUGUCUGGUAUCAGCUUCAUGGGUCACUCAAUUCGUGGAAGAUGUUGGCGCUUAUCGGUAUCGGCAAAGAACUUGAUGCGGAGAUACGUACGGACGAUGCGGCGUAUGACUUGAUCCAGCAACGAGUUCGUACAUAUCGUGCACUCGAGCUUGAGCAACUCAUGCUUCAAAAUGGCCUGUCUGGAAACAUCGUCCACUCUCCCGAGGGCUGGCUCAAGACCGAGAUGGGAAAGUCUUUGGCUCGCCAUCCGCUAGUCAACUACUCUCGUCAGUCACACUCCGCGGACCUGCCCCCAGCAUCGAUUCCUACGCUCAACGACAAAAGACCGUUGGCAGGCAUCAAAGUCGUGGAAUUGACCCGCAUCAUUGCCGGUGCCGCAGCUGGUGCUGCUCUGACAUCAAUGGGUGCCGAAGUCAUUCGUGUAAACUCUUCCAAGCUCAAGGAUUACACUCCAGCACAACCUUCCUCACUGAUGGCAGGCAAGGCAACCAUCGAUCUGAAUCUGGACAAUUCUGCCGACCACGCCAAACUCACCACACUAUUCGAGCAAGCCGAUGUGAUCCUUCAAGGCUACCGUCUCGGCUCUCUUAGUCGUCGCGGAUUCGGUCUCGAAGCCGCUUUGGAGAUGGCCAAGCAGCGCGGCAAAGGCAUCAUAUAUGUUGACGAGAACUGUUAUGGACCGGACGGCUACUAUGCAGAACGACCAGGAUGGCAACAAGUGGCGGACGCAGCUGCAGGAAGCUCCUAUAUCAUGGGUCAAGCAUUCAACUGUCCUCCAGGCCAAGGCGUACUACCCAGUCUGCCAAUCUCAGACAUGUCGACAGGAAUCCUGACGGCCUUGACCAUUAUGUGUGCGAUUCGCGAUCGCGCCAAGUUUGGAGGCUCUUAUCACGGACAUGCAGCCCUCACCGGCUACAACAUGGCUACUCUGGAUCAUGAAGUAAAGUUGUAUCAGCGCGAGACCGUGCGAAAGAUUCAGGACAAGUACCAAUUCGUGCCAUGGUCCAGCGACAUCCACGUCGCGCCUUUAUACUACCAGAUUUUGAAGGCAUGGGGCGAUAAGAGCGAUCUCAUUGAGAGCGAGAAGUACUACGUCCAUUUCUCGGAUUCCGUGUUUGGAGGCGACCUUAGGGUAUUGGCACCUGUUGUGAAGUAUGAUGAUGAGAAGGUUACACCGAGGUGGACGGCACCUCCGGUACCUUUCUGUCACCAUGAGUUUAGGACGUUCGAGAGUUGA